GGUCACGAUUUCGAAAAUCCUCGAAAAUCGACGGAUCCGCGCUAUCUGAGCCCGCUGAGCCUACGGCAAAUAUGCGGAAACAUUAGGCGUGUUUGCGUACCGCUCGAGCUUUAAGAAAGGCCGAACGAGGAGAAUCUUUUCGAUUCUCGCGUGGAAACGAUUCGAGAAGGCUGGGAUGGCGGAGUGAACGUCUAUCUUAGAGAUGAUUUCGAGUCUUUUGAGCUCAAAGAACGACGGCGGCGUCUUCAACGAAUAUCUUGCCGUUAUUGCAGCAUGCACGGUGUUCUUCACGCUGGGCGUCCACCAAGGCUGGACCUCGCCCUCCAUACCCAAACUCCAGUCACCGGAAUACCCCUUCGACAUCUCCAACGAGGAGGCUUCGUACAUCACGAUCUCCGCGCCUCUGGGCGACAUCUUCGGCGAGAUCCUUUCCGCCACCGUGGUCGACAGGAUCGGACGGAAGAACACCAUGUUCUUCGCCGGUUUUCCCAUCCUCCUGUCCUUCGUCCUCAUCUACUUCUCCUACCUCACGCCCGUCGUGUUGUACGCCGCCCGUUUCUUGGGCGGCGUAUGUUUCGGGGUGAUCAUGUCCAUCUCGCCCAUUUAUACGUCGGAACUGUCGCGUCCCGAGAUCAGGGGUAAGUUGGGGGUGUUGGGGGCUUGCUCCUUCAUCUACGGCCUGGUGGCGGUGAAUUUUGUCGGUACCUACUUCGACAUCCAAGUUACAGCCUUGAUAUUCGCGGUUUUCGCGCUGGUGUUCCUGGUGAUCUUCGCCCAGAUGCCGGAGACCCCUUACUACCUCCUGAUGCGUAAGAGGGUGGAGGAAGCCGAAGAAUCGUUGUCCUUCUUCAGGAGGAUGAAGAACGUGAAGGGGGAGCUUCAAUCUUUGAUCGACGACGUGGAGAGACAGAUGAGCGAGAGGGGGGAAUACAAGGAUCUCCUCCUGAACCUCACCAACAGGAAAGCCCUGAUCCUCUUGGUCUUAGCUAGGAUUUUCCAACAGAUGACUGGUGCCACAGUGUUCGCCAUGUACACCCAACACCUCUUGAGCAGCGUGGAAGACGUGAUCCAGCCGCAUUUCGCCAUCGUUAUCAUUUAUCUGAUACAGGCGUUCGUGGUGUUGAUAUCAGGGAACCUCUCGGAUAAAUACGGACGCGUCCCUUUGAUGACCUUAUCCGCGGCUUCUUGCUUCUUUACGUUGCUACUCCAAGGUGGAUAUUUCACCAUCAGGGACUUCACAGAUUACGGUUUACCGGUGUGGACUCCGGCUCUACUGUUGGGCGUAUACUACAUCCUCUUCCAAAUAGGUUUGGGUUCGUUGCUGAACAUCAUGUUGGGCGAGAUGUUCUCGGCCUCCAUCAAACCCAAGGCGAUCUGCGUGGUCAACAUGACCCUCUCCUUGACCAUCAUGAUAACCGCCAAGUUCUACCAAGUGUGCGCGGAUUAUCUGCACGUUUCCGUUUGUUUUUACACGUUCGCGGGUUGUUCUUUGGUGGCCGCGUUCUUCUUCAAGUUCUUCUUCCUGGAGACCAAAGGUAAGACGCUGGAGGAGAUCCAGAUGGAGCUCAAGGGGGCGAAAAGGAGGCAUAGUGUUGUCGGCUCGUGAUAGUUUAGGUUAGAUGAUAAUGAUGUAAAAUAUAUUUUCACACGAG
Coccinella septempunctata (seven-spotted ladybird) is the source of this 1652-nucleotide messenger RNA. RefSeq names its product facilitated trehalose transporter Tret1-like. The coding region runs from base 203 to 1606 and encodes 467 amino acids. The record is from RefSeq and is a predicted model, not a curated record. NCBI's taxonomy places the organism in Eukaryota, Metazoa, Arthropoda, Insecta, Coleoptera, Coccinellidae. Gene Ontology annotation, molecular function: transmembrane transporter activity. Gene Ontology annotation, biological process: transmembrane transport. The transcript has 2 exons. Gene Ontology annotation, cellular component: membrane.